AUGGCUUAUACAUCCAUCUCUACUCCACCAAGUGGUGUAGCUGUGCCUAUUGUGCUGAUAUUCGGGAUAUCUGUGUGGCUUCUUCGAAGACUGUGCAGCCCCUUGAGAAAAGUCCCAGGCCCUUUCUGGACUCGAUGGACUCGUCUGUGGUACCUCGACAAGAUCUGGAAAGGAGAUUUCCAAAGGACUAACAUUGACCUACAUAAGAAGUACGGCCCUAUCGUACGGAUCGCUCCCAAUGAGUGCAGUCUUGAUGGCCCUGACGCUAUCCGGGCCAUCUAUGGACACGGGACACACUAUGUCAAGGCUCCCUGGUACUUCGCGAGUUCACCUGUUGGAUCGGACAACGAUAAUUUAUUCACCGACUUCGACGUCCAACGGCAUGCUACGAACCGAAGAAAGGUUGCGUCUCUUUACUCGAUGACUAGCAUGCUGAAGUGGGAGCAUUGUGUAGAUGAAUCCACCAGAGCACUUCUUCGACAGUUUAGGGAAUUUGUACAGUCCCGUCAGCCGAUCAACCUCCAGCUUUGGCUCCAGUACUUCGCCUUUGACACCAUAUCACUCAUUACUCUAAACAAAUCUUUUGGCCUAGUCGAACAAGGCCGAGAUAACCAUGGGUUUCUCGAUGCCUUGCACGCCUACCUGAUCUACUGUGCCAAUGUUGGCGUCUACUCCGAGCUACAUCCAGUUUUGGGCCGCUUGGUCUCUCUAUUACCUUCCAAAGGAAUGUCAUGGAUGGUCGGCUUUGUUCGAGCUCAAGUCCGCGGUCGCAUAGAACAUAUCAAGCCGAAAGAGUAUGCCUCGGCAGAAGACAACGAUUUCUUGGGCACGAUUUUGCGCAUGCAUGGCCAAAACCCAGACAAGAUCAAGCUUGGAGAUGUUUAUGGCUUUCCUCUGACAAACAUUGGGGCGGGAUCUGACACGACCUCUGUCUCGCUUGUGGGUAUCAUAUACAAUUUGAUGAUCUGCCCGCAGAAGCUCCAACGGCUGCAGGACGAGAUUGAUCAAGCCGACAAAGCUGGACAGCUUUCUGAGCUCGUAACGUUCCAGGAAGCGCAGCGGCUGCCAUAUCUGCAGGCAUGUAUCAAAGAGGGCUUGCGCAUGCAUCCAGCGACAGGCCUGCCACUGGCAAGAGUCGUUCCCAAGGAGGGUGCCAACAUAAUGGGUACGUUCUUCCCAGGCGGUACCGUUGUCGGUGUGAACUCAUGGGUUGCGCACGCCAAUAUCGAGGUCUUCGGCCCUGAUGCCGAGUCAUUCAGGCCCGAGCGAUGGCUCGAAAGCACAGAGAAGACGUCCACAAUGGAACGGUCCUUCCUGGCUUUUGGCGCAGGCUCAAGAACCUGCAUUGGCAAGAACAUCAGCCUUAUGGAGAUCUCGAAGAUUGUGCCAGAACUGAUCAGACGAUUCAAUUUCACUCUGACAGAUCCGCACGCGGAAAUCAAGAUGGAGAAUGUUUGGUUUGUGAAGCAGAAGAACAUUCACUGUAGUGUCACUAGCCGCUAG
Messenger RNA from Cyphellophora attinorum, 1503 nucleotides. RefSeq names its product Pisatin demethylase. Gene Ontology annotation, molecular function: heme binding; monooxygenase activity; oxidoreductase activity, acting on paired donors, with incorporation or reduction of molecular oxygen. NCBI's taxonomy places the organism in Eukaryota, Fungi, Ascomycota, Eurotiomycetes, Chaetothyriales, Cyphellophoraceae. The transcript has 4 exons. The coding region runs from base 1 to 1503 and encodes 500 amino acids. The record is from RefSeq and is a predicted model, not a curated record.